Molecule: messenger RNA, 414 nt
Organism: Humulus lupulus (European hop)
Lineage: Eukaryota; Viridiplantae; Streptophyta; Magnoliopsida; Rosales; Cannabaceae
Exons: 1
Coding region: 1-414 (137 amino acids)
Source: RefSeq, a predicted model, not a curated record
AUGACUAAAUGGUGUGAAUUUCAUAGCGAUCACGGACACACCACAACUGAAUGUAUAACACUCAAGUUUGAAGUUGCAGGACUCCUUCACCGAGGACAACUACACAAUUUCCUUUCUGAUAAAGGCAAAGCAACCAUAGCAGAAGGGGACAAAAGACAAGAAAAUCCACCUGAACCCCCUCAAAAUGCAAGGACCGUAAAUGUGAUUUCAGGAGGAUCAGAAGUUAGUGGUAUUACGUAUUCAACAGAUAAAUGUCAUGCACGUGAACCCGUCAACAACCAAGGAAUGCCUAGAAAGCCAGAAACAGUCGCUGGACAAACCAUCUGCUUUGUCAAUAAUGAAGCCACAGAUUUGCUUAACCCUCAUCACGAUGCUUUAGUCAUUUCAUUAUAUAUUGCAAAUUGUGUUUAUUAA